UGCAUGUUGGAUUUCUUGAAUGAUUUUGUAUUGAGUGUAAAAUACAUGCGGAAAACAAAUUACAUGUACGGUAUAAAUCAAAAUGAUUAAUUGUUAUUGUAUUCUAGUCUAGGUCUCUGAUUGAUCAAUUUGAAAUUGGUUUGGUUUGAACAUAUUUUAUUGUAACUGAAUUUACAAAGGGAUUGAGCACACUUUUGUUUCUUUUUUAAAAACUUAGAACACUCUCUCCCAUAUACAUGCAUAUACUAGUAUAACAAUCUAUUUUGGUAUACAUAGUUAUGGAAAGCCGUAGGGUAAAUAGUAUAGGCGGCUGUUUAGCGUGGGUAAUUAAUCAAUCUAAAAAUACAAUUUCUAAAAAUAGUAACAAAUCUCAAAAUAGAGUGACCCUGACCUACUUAACGGAGAAUAGACAAAUGACAUGGUAGGAUGAGGUAGAACGGAAAACCCAAUGACGUCAAUGGAAAAACCCGAGAUAAUCACAGAGGACGAUCGGAAAAUGCAAUGAAGUCAUAGGGUCGGAAAGUCUCGGCACGUGACCUGCGAGAAAGCGCGAUAAAAUUCACUUCCGGGCAGUAACCCAUUAUGGCUUUAUCAAUAACAUACUGGGCAAAUUACGUAAACGGUCAAAGUAAACUUACAAAAAAGAGUGAGGCAGCGGUGGAAAGUGAUAGAGUGUUACGUUUCGUUUUCGACCGGGAAUUGCGGGUUGUUAAUUCGUCAGUGCAAGCGUCAAUGCGAGAUACUUCUUACAAAGUUCAGGUAUUUCUGGAAGAAAAUGACAAUGGCGUUGUAAAAGAUGCGUCAUGUGAAUGUCCGAUGGGGGAAUUCAAGUGUCACCAUGUAGCAGCAACACUGUUAUUUGGUUACAAAAGGGCAACAAAAACUGACGUGAAGUGUAGCUGGAUUAAACAUCCAAAAUCGGCUGGACCAAAGACUACAAUGACAAUGCAGGAGCUGUAUCCAUCAAAUCAACCUAACUACAGACAGCAGCUUGCGGUAUCACCUGACAAGGUUAUUCAUACAGCCUUUCUGACCACUGGCCAAAGAGAAAAUGCUGUAUGGGCAGCAGUACGGAAACUUCGAUUUACUGCCUCUAAUUUUGGUCAAAUCAUAGCAGCUACAAAGCGCAACAGGUUGACUAAUUCGCUGAAGAAAAGGCUUCUAAGUGCCUACAACUUGGAGAAGAGAGCCUCCAUCCAGUGGGGUAUAAACCAUGAGAGUGUUGCAAUAGCAGAAUAUUGCAAAGCAGGGGACGUCACAGUAGUGCAAACAGGCAUAUGGCUUCAUGAAUCUGGAGUUCUUGGUGCCUCUCCCGAUGGAUUUGUCCAAGGAUAUCCUAAACUCCAGAAGUUCCAUCUUCAAGGAAAAGUAGCUGGAUGUAUAUCACCAGAUAUCAUUGAAGUGAAAUGCCCCUUUUCCGCUAAAGGGAUGGCCAUUAAGGAUGCCUGUGCCAACUUGAAAGCUUUUUAUCUGGAGUGCAAUUCUGCAGGAACCCUGAAUCUGAAGGAGCGCCAUGACUAUUGGCAUCAAAUUCAAGGUCAACUUUACCUUACAGGCACUACUUGCUGUGAUUUCGUGGUGUGGACACCAGUGGAUAUGGCAGUGAUUCGAAUUCUUCGAGAUGAGUUGUGGCAGUCAAACUUGACAAAUAUGAUCGAAUUCUAUUUCAAUGAUUUUUUACCAUCUGUGUAAUAACAAGCUUGAAAGAUAUUUGUAUUUUCUUACAUUUCCCAUCCACACACAGGUUUUUUUAUGUCUUGAUAUCAAGGGCUUGGGCCUUUUCAAUUGGGAAAUGAUAGUGACAUUUGCUUGAAAUUGGGGAAAACGUUUCAUACAAACGAGGUAGAGAAAAAAACUUAAGUGCAUGAGGUAUGAUUGGACUCUUUGUGACUUUCAAUUUGGUCAAAGCCUACCUCAUUUAAAUAAGUAGAUGCCAAAAUAUAAGGUUUACUUAACAAUUCUAAAGCAAAAUUUGUCAUUUGUGGCCUGUGAAUGAGUUAUGAACAAGGCAUACCUGCUUCGAUCUGUUUUCAUUGCUUGGGAAAUAUAAAGUAAAGAUUAUGAAAAAUAUUUGCUUUUUAGCAUUAAAAAUAAAUGUAUGCACCCAGGGGUGCAUGAGCCGAGUUGCAUGGGAUACAUUGUUUCAAAGUUUCAUUUGAUUAGAUUGUAAGUUUUUAUACGCCCGUCUUAAGACGGGACGUAUUAUGGUAUGGCGUUCAUGUCCGUCCGUCUGUUAGCUUUUUCGUGUCCGACCCGUAACUUAAAUACUACAAGGCCUAGAAUCAUCAAACUUUGUCUGUAGAUACAUCUUGGGUAGAAGGUGUGUCGCACAUUAAAACCAGGUCACUGUGACUUUUCAUUAAGAAGAUAUGGCCAUAUAUGGCAAAAACUUGUCCGGCUCAUAACUUGAAAACUAUUAGACCUAGAAUCACCAAAAUUGGUCAACUAAUGCAUCUUAGGUAGAAGGUGUGUCGCAUCCUACUUUAAGGUCACUGUGACAUUUAAUUAAGGUGAUAUAAAAAAAAAUGUUUUAAUGGGUACAAUUUAUACUGUUAACAAUAUGUGACGGGCGUAUCAUGUGCCGUGGCGGUGCACUUUAUUCGAGUUAUCCGGAAACCAAUUGUUGAUGCCCGCCCGCAUCACCAAACCAAUAGCCGAGUUGAACUUCGUUGCAACUCGGCUAAAAAUGAGACCUUCAUCAAGACAUGAGAUGAAAACUUAUAAUACAGUAUUGAAAUUAAUUUAUGUGUGCAACAAAAAAAUCCAUGUAUAACAAAUAAAUACAUGUAUCAUA
This is a messenger RNA of Ostrea edulis (European flat oyster), 2794 nucleotides long. RefSeq lists its product as uncharacterized. Bases 583 to 1692 code for a protein of 369 amino acids. The transcript has 7 exons. Gene Ontology annotation, molecular function: zinc ion binding. The record is from RefSeq and is a predicted model, not a curated record. Lineage: Eukaryota; Metazoa; Mollusca; Bivalvia; Ostreida; Ostreidae.